GAUAUCAAAACAAUCAAUAUUUCGUCUAUUUUUGUCCAGUUUGUCAAUACAAGUGAACAAGGUAGCGCGUUGAUAUGGAUCACCCGGCUUUUGUUGAUGCGGGGACCAGCCCGGGACUCGAAAUAUGGACCAUAGACAAAUUCGAGCCAGUUGCCGUCGACUCGAAAAUGUAUGGAAAAUUCUACAAUGGUGACUCGUAUAUCAUUUUAAAGACAACAGGAGACGGUAACUCAGCCCUGUCGUACGAAGCCCACUUUUGGCUCGGCGCUAAAGCCACACAAGACAAGAAGGGAUCUGCAGCGAUCCUGACGGUCACUCUCGACGACAUGCUUGGCGGGAGAGCGGUCCAGCACAGGGAGGUGCAGGGCCACGAGUCCAGCCAGUUCUUGGGGUAUUUCCAACCAGCCAUCAGGUACAUAGAGGGCGGCAACGAGUCCGGCUUCAACCAGGUGGAGAUCAAUGCGGGCGCUGAGAAACGGCUGCUGAGGCUGUCGGGCUGCGACAAUAUGAGGAUAGAUGAGGUGCCGGCUGACAUCACGUCGCUCACCAAAGACCACUGCUUCAUUCUAGAAGAGGACCGCGAUAUCCUGGUGCUGAUACCGGAAGGCGCGAAAGCCACGCUGCGCGGGAAAAUAAUCGCGGUCGCUAACAACCUCCGAUAUGAGGAGCACAAUGGCAGAGCCACGAUAUACAUCAUUGAUGAGUUCGCGUCUGAUGAUGAGAUUGACUUAUUCUUCCGGGUCCUCGGGUCAGGUUCAAAGGAUGACAUUCAGGACGAUGACUCCUCUGAGGGUUACGCCCGCGCAGACAUCAAUACAGUUUACCUGUACAAGGUGAUACUGGGCGAUGACAUCGACCUGCUCACACUUAACAAACCCUUCAAACAGAAGCAGCUGGCGUCUGAUGAGGUGUAUGUCCUGGACACUCCCUGCAGCGGUAUCUACAUCUGGUUGGGCGCCGACGUCGACGCGGACACAAAAAAGAACUAUUACGAUAUUGUUCAGAAAUACUUGGAUGCGAAGGGCUAUCCAUCUUGGGUGCACGUGACCAGGGUGUCAGAAGGCAAGGAGUGCUCCAACUUCAAGCAGUACUUCCACAGUUGGGACACGCUCAGCUCAUUCUCUGCCAAGAGCUGUAUGGCCGACAGCGAUGCCGGCUAUUACUCCGGGGACGCUGAUGAGGCGGCGGCGAGCGCGAAGCAGAUCGGAAAGAGCGCCUCCGCGAGAGGGUACAUGCCUGACCAGGGAGACGGGACCCUCACAGUCACCAGAUUCGCCGGAGGGGACAGCGAGGAUGUGACAGAGAAGUUUGAGUCAGGUCUAUCCAUUCUGUACCAGAGUGAAGUCUAUAUUAUCAAGUACCAGUUCACGAACGACGAUGGCAAUGAUGCUUACGUCAUUUAUUAUUGGAUUGGCGCCGACGCGUCCGCAGAAGACAAGUCGUCAGCGUACGAGCUGACGUUGGAGCUGGAAGAAGAACUAGGCGACGGUGUGACUUUUGUGAAGGUGCCACAGGGCAAGGAGCCCAAACACUUCCUCACCAUAUUUAAAGGAAACCUGGUCAUCCUUUUCGGCAGCAAGGACGACGAGUACAAACCAACAAACGCGAAGCAAUCCUACGAUGACGACAAUAUUCGUUUAUUUAGGGUGGAAGGCACAGAGCUGGGAGUGGACAUGCGAGCGGCUCAAGUGGUGGAAUCUGCUUCAGUUCUAGAGGACGACGACGUGUUCGUUCUGGAAACUGCUGGAGCUGUCUACCUGUGGACCGGGAAGGAAUCCGAUGCAAAAGAAGCGGAGGCCGCUCAAAAGUUCGUUCAACUUGUGGUCAGUGACGGUAAGGUUGUUGUGGUCGUGGAGCAGGGCAGCGAGCCUGACGGAUUCUGGGAUGCUCUGGGAGGAGCUCCCGACGAGAAGGAGGACCCCUCCGGAUGGAAGCUGACUCUCAACCGGCGCGUCACCGCGCCGCGCACGCUGACAGCUGUCACUGUCACUGUCACCGGCAAGAUCAAGUUUGAGGAGUUGCCGCUGGAGUACACGCAAGAGGAUUUGUCUGACGAUGGAAUCUACAUCAUGGACACAGGAGAGGAGCUGUACCUGUGGCAGGGCGCCAACACUCCGGGCAGAGCCCGCGCUGUCCGGAGUCAGAUCAUUAAGGAAUACAUAGAAGACGACGGGUUGGAGCGCACCGUGGAGUCCGCGCUGGUGGUGUCGCUGCGGCAGGGCAGCGAGCCGCGGGUCUUCAGGAAGCUGUUCCCGACGUGGGACCGCGACAUGUGGACCAACCAAGAUACAUAUGAAGACCUGAAAAACAACUGCUUGCAAGGAAAUAUUUAAGAUUGAUAACACCGUGUGAUGUAAAUUACUAGUUUAUUAACACAAAAUAUAAUUAUAAUGUAACACAAUCAUGAACAAAAAUAUAACUUACUUUUAUUAAA
This is a messenger RNA of Plodia interpunctella (Indianmeal moth), 2434 nucleotides long. RefSeq names its product gelsolin, cytoplasmic-like. The record is from RefSeq and is a predicted model, not a curated record. Gene Ontology annotation, cellular component: actin cytoskeleton; cytoplasm. Gene Ontology annotation, molecular function: actin filament binding; phosphatidylinositol-4,5-bisphosphate binding. The transcript is spliced from 19 exons. Lineage: Eukaryota; Metazoa; Arthropoda; Insecta; Lepidoptera; Pyralidae. The coding region runs from base 75 to 2333 and encodes 752 amino acids. Gene Ontology annotation, biological process: actin filament severing; actin polymerization or depolymerization; barbed-end actin filament capping.